Messenger RNA from Porites evermanni, 1528 nucleotides. The record is from the annotation of a GenBank genome assembly. Lineage: Eukaryota; Metazoa; Cnidaria; Anthozoa; Scleractinia; Poritidae.
AUGGCUGUGCGCAUGCGUGAGGUACUGGCCAGGCCAUGGGUUGGUGUCUGUGUGCCCGUUUCUUUAAGUUUUUCCAUUUCUUUACCCUCAUUUUGUACUAUGAUAAGAUUGCUAUCACGAUUGUAAUGAUCGCUAUUGAUGCAGUCAUUCACUUUCACUUGUUCGUCUCAUUUUCCCAGGAAAUGUGGUUUUAUAAUCAAAUCUUUGCUGUGUUGAUAUUCUCUCUGGUGUUCCUGUCGGCGCAGAGCAAACGCAAAUACAAACACAAGAAGAAGGACGCAGUCAGUAAUGGAGGUAGUGUUAGAAUUUUUUGCCCCAUGCUAAAACAUCAACUGGGCAUUCUCGUCCCCAGAGGCCGCGAUCGUUUUGGUUAAAGAUUCAAAUGGAACGUGGCCUCUGGGGACGAGAAAUUUAUAGACCUACAACCCACUAGCAGGAUAUGCAGGUUAGAAUCCCUUCCAACCCUAAAAUUAAUCCAGUUUCUUCCUAGCUCUCGUUAUCGUUCCACAAGUCCGUCGUCUGUCUGAAGAAACGUUAGUUACCCAGAGAAUCGUUUUCCUUCUGCAAUUGACUUUUUUUUUCUCUUUACAAAAAAACAAGUAGCCUUGGCUAUACUAGCUAUUUUAUACAGUAUUUAUUUAUUUAAUUUUAUCGUCCUCUAAUAUCUUCUAAUACUUGCUGUUUGACUUUUCCAUCAAUUUUGAAGUGUUACAUCCUUUGAUUUGACUCUCCUUUUUUUCCGACUCCCACGCUCCUCCUUGCCCAUCCACCGUCUCUUGUUAGCAUACAUUAAGUGCCUCGUCACUGCAGAUGUAAAGGCAAAUUACAGAUUGUUGAAGAGGGAUCCUGAAUCCGCAUUCCCGCUACUUUUUCACGAAAAUCCCGCAUCCCAACGUCUGUCAUCUCUCUCCGGAAAACCACUUUCUCUGCAAUUCCGCAUCUCGUGUCAAGAUUUUGGCGAAUCCCGCUUCCCAAGUAGCCGUCGAAUCCCGUAUUCCGUCAAUAAAUCUUGCCUUUUCCAAAAUCGCGCAGAUAUAAAGCCCAGUUUAGGGCCUAGGUCCCUAUGGGGAAGGUGUGGGACUUUAUGCAGUAAAAAUAUUGAAAAACCUUGGAUGAAGUACUAAUCGUUAAGUUGUGUGUAACAAUAAUUUGUGCUGUAGAAUUACAACGUUUUAUAGAACAUUCGGAAUGCCAGCAAGCACUAGGUAUGGAAAGUGGUGAUAUCUUAGACAGUCAGCUAAGUGCAUCUUCAGAGGGUCAAUGGACGUUAGAUGGUGAGCCAUUUUUAAUGUCUGCAAGUAAUGGCAGACUAAAUAAUGAUGGUUUGGCAUCUUGCUGGGAAUCUGCCACAAAUGAUGAACAUCAAUGGCUACAAGUACACCUUGGUGAAUAUUACGUCAAUGUUACACGCAUAGCAACACAAGGGUGUGGUAGAGAGGAAGAAUGGGUGACUUCAUACAAGCUUCAAUAUAGUAACGAUGGAGUGAAUUUCCAAUACUACAUGGAAAAAGGACAAAAUACAGAAAAG